AUGGGUUAAUGGAGUAUAGAUUUCCAAAAUGGCCGCUGAAAGUUUUCAUAUGUAAAGUAAAUACAAUUUUCGGUGAAAAGUUUAUAAAUUUGUGCUGAAAUAAAUACAAUAUUCCAAUAAUUUGGAGCUGCAUGCAAUAAUCACUGAAAAUGUCGGAUGCAUGUAAUGAUAUUCAAGCUCUCAAAAAUAGACAAAGUGAUUUGAAAGCGAAGAUGUUAGAGCGGAGGAGACAGCUCGAGGGUUUGGCAGCACAACUAACAAGCAGUGGUGGUGCACCUUCCAUAGUUCCACCUAACCUUGUUGGUGGUUCAAACUCAGGUAAUCAUUGGGAUAGAUGUCUUUGCAAAAAAUGACUUGCCAUAGUAUAGUACCCUAACUGAAACUGUGUGUAGUGUAGGCCUAAUAUUUAUAUUAGUUGGAAAUCUUGUCUUAGACUGAGCUGUUACUCUGGCACAUGAUUUUUUUGAGGCCCCCUGCCAUUUUUCAGUUUUAUGCCCCCUGCAUUCAAAGUUAAUUGUUUAACAAUGUUUUUCCACAUCACAAGCACAACCUUGGGCCCCUUCAAUAUCUGAGGCCUCCCUGUCCCUGCAGUCACAGGGCCAGAGUCAGAGUGACAGCUCUAACUAGUAGGCAGUAGGCCUACUCAACACUGACUAAUAAAGAUCAAUACUCGGAGGUCGAGAUUCUAUCUCUUAGGACCUUGGCCGUGAAACAUGGCCUAGUAGUACAUGGGUACUCCGGCCAUGCAACACGGUCUUGAGUAAGCGGAAUUCUGGGCAGGUUGCUUCCACUCAUGAGGGAACCGUUUUUCGUCACAGCCCCCCCUUGCCCAUUGAGUCUUACGGUCUGGAUGUUGGGUUGGAACGGCUUUUGCUUCCUCUCCGGGGUCAGCGUUGCGUUGCCUCCCCCACCGCCCAGGGAGCCGUACGUUCCUUGGUGUGGCACGGCUUUACCUCCACUCCGGGAGUAGUCACAAGCUUAACUUUCUCCCACCGUUCCUGGGAGUUGUGUGGACGUGGUCCAAGCGGCUUUGCUUCCUCUCCAGGGGAGGUGUUACGUUACCUCACCCCACCGUUCUGGGAGUGGUUCGGUCUGGACUGUGUCGGGACGAAACGGUCGCCUAGGAGCAUCUUUCUCAGGGCAGCAUGUUUUUAAUCCUCAGCAAGGGUUUUUAAAGAAGCCAAGCCUCAUAUCCAUUAUCAGCGACACGUACUAAGAGGGAAGAAUACUCUGUAGCCUUGCUAGGCACUCAACUACAGACACCGAAUGUAAGAUCUAAGCAGUAGCGCCAAAAAUCAAAUAGUGUAAUCAAUUUAAAAUCAUCUGCAAUAUGAAACCCCAGGAACGGCAGUGUGUAAGCUUUUAUUGUUGAUUUUAAAGCAAGGACUGGAAUUUUAUAAUGAUAUAUAUAUAUAUAUUUUUAUAUAUAAGUCACAAUAAGUGAAAAUUUGUUUUUUGUCCAUAUUUUUAUAAUUUACCAAAUGCUGAGGGCGAAGAGAAAUAAACUCAUAAUAUCCACUCCUUUGGGGCGGGGAUCCCAAUUUCAUUUUUUCUGAUAUGAGCUAUAUAAAUACCAGUAGGCUUGGACAACAAUAUAGGGUUCUGCAUGAAUAAAGGGCUAAGUUUGGGAGCUUUAACCUGUAUAGUCCAUCUUGAAAUAUCAGUGGACUUAAAGUUAAUAAUAUGCAUUCCAUUCGGGGCCGGUCUAUAAGAAGCCUGGUCUGGAUGAAAAUAAUUUAAAAAACUAUAGACCUGUAUCUAACUUAUCAUUCUUAUCUAAAGUCAUUGAAAAACUAGUUCUAAAACAACUUUUUGCUUACUUAAACUACCACUCUCUUCUCAGUUCUAAUCAGUCGGAUUUUAUUUAUUUCAGAAUGCAUCACAUGCAAUGCCGGGUAUAUUGGCUGAUAAAUUCAUAGAGGGCAAAUAUCCUAUGGGCCUUUGUAUAAUACUUGCAUACUAAGGGAGGUUAAUGUUGAAUUUAAAGCAAAUAGCCUAUAUAUUUAGGUUUAACUUACAUUCCCCUGCAAGUUUUCCACUACACUAAAGACUUAAUAAGAAGUUUGAAACACCACUUAGAAGGAAAAGACCACAUAAUAUUUUUUCAGUGAACAAAAACUAUUAGCAGCUACAAAAAACAACAACCUAUUUGACAUUAAUCACUGGAUGUCACAACAUUCAAACAAAAUAUCAAAGCUAAAAUGGUUUGCUCCCAUCUUAGCUGUUAUUGUAAAUUCUCAUAAUACCCACCUGAUAACUUUAAAAAUUAUCUUAAACAUGCCUCGGAAUUCAAGUUUUUUCAUCAGGCUAUUAUAAUUUACCCUAACCUCAACUCUUAAAUCAAAGAAUAGAGUACAGUGAAACCCACUUAUCUUGACCUUGGUUAACUCAUCAACCCUAAUAAGUCGAAGUUUUUGAAGUGGAACCGCCAAUUCUCUCUUUGUCUGAGCAUUUUCUCAUUGGCUAUGUCGCCAAACCCUAAUAUCUCUAGCACAAAAGGAGGGGGCCAAAUUUGUUACUUAACAUCGGUUAUCUCAAUCCUCAGCGAGGGGCUGAUCGUCCUAUCUUCAAUAAUCUUUUUUGUCGUCACCCCUGAGUGUAGCCUAUAUUUUGUAAUUUUCUAAUGCAGGGUGUUAUAAGAUAAAUAUUUUAAUCACAUUCUAGUAUUAAUAGUUAUUUAAACCUUAUUUAACUUGGGAUGAAAGAUUCCUGUCUUUUUUUUUUUUUUUUUUUCAACUUCUAGGCAGAAAUUUUUUACAGUUUUUUUUUUUUUUUUUUUUUUUUUGGUUUGAAAGAUUCUUUUUUUUUUUUUUUUUUUUUUUGUCAACUUCUAGGCAGAAAUUUUUUACAGUUUUUUCUUGGCACCUUGAAGUGUAUAUAUUUGACCUGCGGCUGUUAGUUUUUUUCUUAUAAUUUAACAGAUCUUAAAAUGACAUGUUUUUUAGGAAGUUCAAAUUUUUAUUUUUUUUUAAAGAUAUGCAAAUAAACAGCAGGGCCCAAAAAUAUAUUUUCAUUUUUCUUCUUGACAUUCUUGAUUGAAUUCUUAUCAUAAUUUUUUUUUAAAAUGGACUAUCAUUAAAAAAACAGAACUGUCAACUUCCAAAGCCCUUAUGAAACCCCCUUCCACAAGUUCAACUAUAAGUCCAAUCAAGCAAUUUCAGAGAGAGACAAAAGUUGCCUCUGAUCCUGAAGUGGAAAAGAAGCUUUUGAUGGUUCUAUGUGACAUUAGUCUGGACAUUCCCUCUGAUUCAAAGGUGCACUUUUCAUAUUUAAAAAAUGAAAUAGUUUUUAGUUACUCCGACUGAAUUUAAGUCCUUUUAAUUAUCCAUUUUGUAUUUCGAGGGCUAUUGUAAGUUUAAAUAAGCAACAUCUAUAAUAAGGUUAGAGGACCAAAUUAUAUUAAAGUUUUUACAUUUAAUGUGUUGUUUACUGUUCAAGUCAAAGUAGGACUUAAAUUAACUUAUUUUUCUUUUCUUUUGCACAUAUCUGUUAAUUUAUAUAAAUUGAAAUUUAUUUUUUAAAUUAUUAAUUUUACCUUUAAAAAAGGCCAAAAUGCUAAACCGGAAAAAAUUGUUGGAAAUGCAAAAAUAACAAUUAGCAGAAGUAGCAGCUUAAGACCCUUUUUUUAAUACAAAAAACGAAAGGUAGAAUUGCAUCUUUUCAUUUGUUGGGAUUAAUUCCAACUGUGGUAAUAUGAGUAGAGUGAUACAAUUAUCAGAGAUAUUUCUACAGGUGAUUGCAGAGCACACUUCAAGGUUGAUGGAGAGAGAGGUGGACUUGCCUCUUAUUGAGGAACUUUUGAGAAAAUUUGCUAAUCAAAAGUUAAUAAGGUAAUUACAUGGUCGUAGUUUAGAUCAUUCACAUAGUUACAAUACUUUGCCAAAUAAGUUAAAUAAUUGAAAAUGUAUUAAUUUGUUGCUUUUAACAUGAUGAACGUCCAAGUGAUGGUGGUCAAAAGUGUUCAAUAUUUGUACUGCUAUAUUGCAAUAAAAAUAUUUUAUCCUUUUUUUUCAGUAUUAGAUUUACUGAAAAUGCAACAGGUUUAAUUGUCAAUUCAUUGGAUCUUAGUAAGGUUAGUCAUGAGAAACGUUUAAUUGUGUGUUUGGUUUUCGAUAUAAUAGCGUAAUUAUUGCACCUUAAAUAAUCUGAUUUAGAAAGGCAUAAAAAUUGAAAAACUAAUUAAAUGUUUAUUUUCUUCAGCUCUCUGAUGUGACAAAAGGACAUACAAAGAAAAGAAAGAGAGAUAGGUAAAUAGCCUCAUGCAUUUCCUAUAAAACAUAAUGAUCAACUCACAUUAAUUUACUUGACUUUUAUAAUUAAGAUUAAAAAAACUCUGAUAAUUAUAAUCUAAAUAAUAUAUUUAACUGUCAAAUUCUAUUUUAUUAUGUGUUUUUAUUUAUUGCCACAAAUAAGUAUAUAAAUGAUGUGUCUGUAAAUAAGUAAUAUUUGAUGAGAUCAGAUAUGAUGAGGAUCUAGUUAAGGUUAUUUAAAUUCCACUGACAAAGACUUUAAAAUUUUGCAUAUUAUUUCAUUCCGCUGUGUUCUACAAAUGGUGGACCGGUCCACGAACGUUACUUUGCUGGCCCACACAAUAUCAAUAUUUAUGGUCAAAUAGAACAAAAAUAUAAUGAAUAAAUCUGGCACCAGUCCCUAGUGCAAUUUUGAAACUUUUUCACCGGUCCACCAAUCUUAAAGUUUGGGAAACACUGUUCUUAAACGGUUUACAUAUAAAUGAGGGGAGGCGGUAGAAUCAACUAGCUAUGUACAUUGUGCUAAUAAAGAGCAUGAAAUCCAAAAUAGUUUUCACUACUUGACAUUUCAAAAUGGAUGUCAAGACACUAAAGCAUUGGACCAGAAUUGCAGCCAAUGUGUAGCCAAGUCAUAAAAUAUGUAAUUGUAAAGACAUCAGAAAUAAAAAUAUAUAAGAUAUUGACAUUUCUUGUCUUAGUGAUGAUGAAGAGGAUGAAGAACUUGUAACCAAGCAGGCCAGGUCAUCUGGACCAGAAUCAAGAGAUAUCGAGGUGAGAGCUGUUUACCUGACUAAACUAAUUCUCUAUGUCCAAAGAAAACACAAUAAUUCUCUAUUGAAACACCUAGGUGGAUAUUCAUCAGAAAUUUGAUAAAUUGACAGAAAGCCUAAAUACACAUAUAUAUAAAGUUAUUAAAGCUGUAUGGUAAAUUUGUGAAAACUUAAUUUUGUAUCUUUGUGUUGAAGUUAUGAAAUUUUUUGUUGUUGUUAAAACAUCACUUUUUUUUUUUUUAAACUUAAAAAAUUAUUUGCAAGUCUGCCAAAUGAAGUUAUUUCUUUAUGCAAUGCAAUCAAGAUUGCUAUUUCACAAUAUCAUAUAUUUUAAUGCAAAUUUAAACUUUAAUGGUCAGUUUUAUGAGACUAUAAGUAUAUAUAAUAUGGCAUCCUUCUGUCUUCGUCAGACGAUGGAGUGGUUUUUUACACUUCAUCAAAUGGCUAAACGAGGCUGAUGCCUCGGCAGUCUCGGCUGCACUUCUCACAGGAAAACCUUGACUUCUGGUUAACUUAAGCCUUCUUUAAUGCUCUUUUUGUUGCAAGGGCUUUGUUUCAUGCAUCUUCUGCCCUUUUUUGACUCUUCAUACAUUGCUGUUGGCCAGCUGGAAUGAUGCUGUGCAAUGAUUGUAGUUAUUUAUUUAUUUUUUGGAUUCCCUCAUGUUCCCUUUGCAAAUGUCCUUAACUCGCAGCUGCGACCAUCCAAUAAGUCUUUACCUCUCUGCCAUCUCUCCUUACAGCAAAUUCUUUGGAAUACAGCCUUCUUCCAUCUCUUCACAUGGCCUAACCAGCGAAGGCGCCUUUUGCUAAGAAUGGAAAACAUGCUACACAUUUUUGCAUGUUCCAAAACCUCUGUGCUAGGCACUUAGUCCUGCCUAUGAAUUUGCAAAAUGCUAGCAGAUAUCUUUGGUGGAAGCUGUUGAGUUUUCGAUCAUGUCUCGCACAUGCCUGAGGGAUGCUUAGCUUUGUGCUUUCUGUGAGUUUAGCAUUUUUCCACGCCCACUUUUUCAAUUUAGCAAUUUAAAUGUGAUCCUGAUGUUCAGCUCUGUGUCAACGGAGAAUGAGCUAAAGAUAUUGGACCCAAGCAAAGUGCAAUGCUCAGCUGCUGACAGAUUAUGGCCCUCAAUAGUUAUAUUUGGAGGAGAUUGUGUUUCUUGCGCCAUGACACUUGUUUUUUGUAGUCAAGUGGUCAGUCCAACCUCUUUAAAUGCUUUAGAGAUGUGAUUAAAAUAUGGCCAUAUUGGAAGCCACACUGGAACUCUGGGUAGUGUGGUUAGCUCGAGUCUGCAAGUGAUUUAGCACAACAUGAGCAAAAGUCUUUCCGGCUAAGACAAGGAGAGAAAUUUCUUGGUAAUUAUAACAAUUGCUGCUGUCACCUUUAUUUUUGUACAAUGUUAUGAUGCUGGCAUCUCUCAUGUCCUGGGGAAUGUGUCCUGUGUCCCAACACAGACAGAGGAGCUCAUGUAAGGGCUUAAGUAAUAUUGGUUUUCCAUUUUUGAGUUCAUCUGGAAGAAUGCCCUCAAUCCCUGGGGCCUUCCCAUCAGCCAGGUAAUCAAUUGCUCUUUUCAAGCUCCUCCAAAGUUGGCUUUUCAUCUAGCUCUUCCAUUAUUGACAAGACACAGAUAUCCAGUGCAGUCUCAGAGACUACAAUCUUUGUUGCGUAUAGUUCAAGAUAAUGCUCAACCCAAUGCCCAAGCUGAUAAUUUGGGUUCAUAAUAACCCAAGUCUUGGACUUGAGAGGUGCGAUUUUGCAAGUGUGUGGACCUAAUGCCCUCGUACAUGCCCCUUGCAUCCCUAUUGUCGGAAGCCUAUUUUAUACAGUGGCAAAGGUCCAAACAGUAAGUGUUGGCACAGUGGUGGGCAGUGGAAAACACUUCUUUUUCUUUUUAGCAUGAUGCAAUUUCCUUGUCAUUAAUCAUAUUUUGCUUGAAACUAGGGAAUGGUCCAAUGGUCAUAUUUGACACUUUGGUAGCUGCGGGCGUGAUGUACUCAUCUAGCUGAUGCCAGUGGUGGGAAUGUGGGUGUCACCAAGACACCUGCUGGACCUUUGUUUGCACUUGAAGGUGUUGGAAACACAGAUACCAUGGGAGCAGCACAACUCCAGCAGUCGUUGUCUGCUCUCAUUAAUCCUUCAAUCUCUGAUAGCCCAGGAAUCCUCACAGUAGCAUUAAAGUCUCCCAGAAUGCAUAAUGCUUCGGUUUUGAAAACGCAGGAUUAUUCUUGGCCUAGGGCCUCGUAGAACAGAUCUUUCUCCCCCUAGUGUCAAAUGGGGAUUUGGAGCAUACAUGCUGAAUAUUUUGGCAAUGCCUGCAGCUGAUAAAAUCCGCAGAGGUAGAAUCAUCUCCCAUCCCAAUCAUGGAGGCUCAAUGCAGGUCACAAUUUUUUUUAUAGUGAAGCCAACAUGAUGCUGCCUUGGUUCAUCUGUGGGUUUCUUCUGCCAGUAGAAUGUGUAGUUUGCUUCCUUGAUGUUACCACUAACUGCUAGUCGGGUUUCUUGGAGGCAGCAGAUUCCCACUCUCCAUGCAGCCAAUGGAUCAAAAGGAAUGACAAAUGUCAAUAUAACUGGGCAUUAACUGUUUGCAGGAGUUGCCAAAUGACAUAGGAAUCAGAUGACCUUGUGGUCUCCAUUUCCAUAUAUUACAGUUUGGGUUUACUCCCGUAGUCUUACCCCAGCUUGCCACAUUGAUUUUGUACAUUCCUAUUUAUACUCAUUCAAUAAUUUCCCUUUUUUAAUCAAUUUCAAAUUUGCGAAUCAGCCAUCUUGUUGCUAACCAGAAGCGUUUAGACUAUAAGUAUAAAUCAGUCUAAAGCAAAUACAUAUCAAAUAAUAAGAAUCGUAAAGCAACCUAUAUUUCAAUGUUUUUACAAGACAAAUCACUUUCUUCAUUUUCUUUACUAAAGGUGGACAUAAAUGAUCAUUGCUUUUUGUAUUGCUAUUAUUGGUAUUAGCCGUUUAUUUUGUUGUCUGUAAAAAAUGUCUGUUUUUAACUCAUUUGUGAUGAGGUAUCUUUUUUAAUCAAUCGUGUCCAGAGUUUGCUGUCCAUGCAGUCCACCAAAGAAAGGGAAGAGAAAAAACUCAAUGAGGAAAUACAAGCCUUACUUGUCACACAAACUGCCAAGGUAGACACCACUGCUUGCAAUUUUUACAUGCUUAAAGUGAUGUUGCUGGUAUUAUCUGAGCCAUUUCUUGUUUUUUAACCAUAUUUGCCUCUUUGCAAUUCUUUAUACCACAUAUUUAUAUGUCUACACAUAUUUUAUUAGGGUAAGGAAUAGUCUUUCAGUAGUUUCACAGCAAUUAUUUGUUUGCUGUUAUGGUGUUUUGGUUUUAUGUCUUUUUUGUUGUUUUUUUUUGGUCUGUUUUUAUAUGUUGCUUAACUGUACCAUUCAUGAAUCAGACCUGUUUACCCCCAAACUCUUAAAUUGUACAAUAUCAUCACAAAAUUGUUCAAAGCAUUAUCUUAAUAUUAUAAAAUAAACAUACGGUAUAUAUAAUGUAUACACCUCAAAAUCGUACAUUAUAUUCCAAAAUCAAAGAGUAAACAGGUCUUAAGAAUUAAAUUUGCUGUAAUUUUCAUGAGUGACUCUCUUUUCUUCAGUUUUUUCUUUUUUUCUUUUUAUAAUUUUGUAUCAAUGCACUUAAAAUAACUGCUAAUGAAGCAGUGCUGUAAAGUGUAAGCUCUAUACACAUGAAAACUUAGAUUUUUUAUUGUUUAUAGACAAUUAUUUCCAAGAAUCUGAUAAUUUACUUUCAGCAUUCAUCUCUAUCCAAACAAUGACUUUUUGAUAAAAGAUGCACUAAUGCUUAAAUGCACAUUUUGCUCUUCUUUGAUUUUUUAAAUUUUAUUUGAUUUUUCUUACUGUAUAGUCUCAUUACAUUUCUUGUACAUUUUUUUGUAGGAACAAUAUUUAGUGGAAAAAUUCAAGUCCAGAGGCGGUAAGUUAUGUUUUAAUAAAUAAUUUGUAACCAUUUUAAAAUAUGUAGAGUUUUUCCAAAAGCCAGUAGAAGUGUUAAGAAAUAGUUCUAAUUAAUAAAGUAAAAGAACAAAACUGUAUUAUUAGUAUGUUUUAAAGAGAAUUGCAAGGCAUUUGCUGUGAAUUUUAUAAAUUUUUAAAACAAUAUGAUGAUAAUGCUAUACUGCUAUUAAAAUUUCCAGGACCACAGCUUCAAGAGUUCUGUCAGUAUGGGACAAGAGAGGAGUGCCAUCGUACUGGGCCUGAUGGGAAUAUGUGCAAACGUCUACAUUUCAAGAAGAUCAUAAACAAGCAUACUGAUGGUAUUAUGAGAUCUUCAUAUUGCUCUGAUUUAAGCAACAAAGCGUGCUUCAAUUUCUCCAGUUGAAUGUCAGAAAUCAUUUAAUAUUCUCCAAUCUGCUUGUAACUUUCAAACCUAUUUCACUGCAUUUAGAAAUCAAUUAGCAUUCUCUCAAACAUAAUACAGUGUAUAAUUACCAAAGUAAAUAUUUUUUUACUAAAAAAUAAAUUAGUCAUCUUUGAGAACAGGAAUAAUUAAGAAGAAGUGGUUGUCUUUUUAAAAUGUUUUUGUGUCUAAAAAAAAUAUUCAAAAUGCCCUUGGCACAUUUCUUUGGAAAUAAGGAUGAAGAGUUUGUUAAACUUGUAUUUCAGAAUCAUUAGGGGACUGCUCAUUUUUAAACACCUGCUUUCAUAUGGAUACUUGUAAGGUAAGUCUGUGAUGCAGUAGCAUUUCUAUAACUUAUGAGUACCUAUAAGGUACUAUGAGACAUUGGGCUGGUCACAUUGACAGACAAUAAAUUUAAUAGUAUCUGUCAAGUCCAAGGCCAUUGCCAAAAAAAAUAAGGUGAAGUCAUCUACACAUUUCAUAAGUUUUAUCUGGGUCUUCCAAGCUAUUUAUUUAACUAAUGAUAGAAAUCAGUUAAUCUAUUAAUACAAAAAAGAAACAGUUUUAAAAUUGGGUCUGUAUUGAUGAAUUUGAGAAUGUGCCAUACAAACUCAAGUGCAAGUACUUAGGUUACAGGGUCCUAAGAGUCAUUUUACGACUCUUCUUGGUCUUAAAUAGCAUCGACACAUUAUGUUAAAAAGGAGUUUCGGAUAUUGUAUUUUUGUUUUCCUAAGAGAUAGGAUUUUUUGGUACUUUUUUGUACUUUAAAAAAAAAAUAAGAAACUUUGUUUGCUGCUACUAAAGAAGGAAGAAAGACACAGUUUCAGGAGUUAUUCCCCCUACAUGUUUUUUAUAGUGUGGUAAGUGAAACAUUUAUUUUAAACCAAAACAAUAAUACUUUUUAAAAAAAAUUAUGCUUUGAAAUAAGAUUUUAAAAUUCAAUAAAUUUUUUAAAAAUGUAGUUAAUAUGAAAGUAAUUUUAAAACAGAACAAAAUGAGUGUAACAUAUAUUUAAAUAUAAUGUUAAACAUGCUCUCUGGGGAAAUCUGUAGAGUAUUUGUUUUCUAAAACCCAUAAAUGUUUCACUUUCUACCACCAUAGAAUUUUUGUGUUCCCAAUGACAGUUUUUGGUGAUAUUUCAUGGUUUCGCAUGGUCUAUCACCUGGUGUUGUCAUUGGUUUUUAAGAUGCUGAACAAGGUCAUUAGAUUUUCUGUUAAUCAGGUAACAUUUUCUUCGUAGGAAACUUCAAAUUUACAGAACUGUUCUAUGGUCCCUGGGUCUCAGCAUCUUACUCAAGGUAUGAGAAAAAAAGGACUAUUGUUUAUAAGCAAACUGUCUUGAAAUAAUAGCUGCAUAAUGAUUUUUUUUUAUUUGCUCUUUUUAAAUAUUACCAAUGUACUUAAGUUUUAAAAAUUGAAUUAAAUUAUACUUCAAAUUAUUUUGUAUUUACUUCAUCCCCCAGGAUCAAUGCAGCAGAAUACUAACCAAGAUUGGUUCUAUAAUUUUGAAAACAGUAACCACAUGAACAACAGUUAUGGAGAUCCCAAGCGUGACAUGAUGACUGGGAAGUUCUACUCCACCCUGUCUAGUUCUAAUGUGGGCCAUGUAACCAAUCCUGGAUUUCUACCUCAGGCUUCAAACAAUGGGCUCCAUAAUACUGUUAGGCCUUAUCCAAUAGCCCCUAGAGAUGAUCCACUGAGAAAUUAUGCAUCUAGCAAUAUACCAGACAACUCUAAUGUUUCCAUGCCUCCUUACCAAUCAGCCGCCAUACCUGAAACUGGAGAUGUUUCCAAUAGUUCCUUUCAGCAACCAAACAUGCCAAACUCAAGCAAUGGUCGACCAUACCCAGACCUUAAUAUCGCCAGGCCCACUUCAGCCAGAUCAUACCCCCCUAUGACACUACCUGAUUCAGCGACAGCUUCAACCUCAUCAGUACCUGACAUGACAUGCCCGUUACCUUUCCCUUAUGCCUCUAUCCCGUAUUCUCUCACAGCACCACCUCCUGCACCAACGGCUUCCGUGGUUACAACUAUGGGCAACUGUUCUGGUCUAGACAUGGUCCUACCUGUUAUAUCUCAUUCGUGGUCCCUGUCUACCGAAACUGUUUUCCCGACAACAAUGGCCAUGUCCACCGCACCCCCAGCUAAGCCAACCAAACCAAAGAAGCUUGGUGGGGGUAGUUCUAGUGCAGCGGGGAAAAAACGUAUGCGCCAGCCAGAGAAAUGGAAAAAGAACUUAUCGAAAACCAAGAAAAUAAAAGGUGAAGAACACUUGAGUAGAACAGGCAAUGUCAUUCCGGCUAAAAGGGUUGAGGAGGUCGACUGUUCACAGUGUACAUUUAAAUGCAAUGAAAACUUUUCUUAUGACCUCAGGCAGCAGUUGUUUGAUGUCUUCUAUAGCUUAGGCUCUAAUGAGAGCCAGAAACAAUUUGUCUGCCAAAACGUGCAGGAGACACUUACCAAAGUCAGUGGGGCAGGUAGGAAAGAAGGCAAAUUUGAAAACAAACGAAAAGUGAGUAGAAAGUAUUUCCUACCAGACACAGACAAUACGAGGAAACAGGUUUGUUCAAAAUUCUUUUGUGGCACCCUGGCCGUUGGAAAGACAUUUAUUUCACAUGCACUUCGGCACAAGCAGUUUGGUUGUUAUGUCGGCAAAGAGAGGCGUGGAAAGCCACACAAUAAGAUUCCUGACGACCUCCUUGACCCUGCCAGGCAGCACAUUGGAUCCAUGCUUGGAGUGGCUGUGAGGGGUUCAAAGAAAAGUGUCAAAAAGAAAUGUUUAGAGCAAGGUUUAAACAUCACUAAGAUGCAUGAGAUGUACAAAGAUGAGUGUGCAAGCAGGGGCAUACCACCAGUCAGCCUUAGCAUGUACAGGCGAGUCUUUCAUACAGAGUUUUGAACACGUCUUUAAAUAAAGAUUCUCUUGCAUUUCUUUGGAAGGUGCAGUAAUAGACAAAAUGCUAUGGAAUACUUUGUGAUAAUGAGGGAGUAGCAUGUGGCCAUGCCAUAGUUUGU
Lymnaea stagnalis (great pond snail) is the source of this 12392-nucleotide messenger RNA. Lineage: Eukaryota; Metazoa; Mollusca; Gastropoda; Lymnaeidae. The record is from the annotation of a GenBank genome assembly.